Molecule: messenger RNA, 2070 nt
Organism: Penicillium malachiteum
Lineage: Eukaryota; Fungi; Ascomycota; Eurotiomycetes; Eurotiales; Aspergillaceae
Product: rDNA-binding RNA polymerase I transcriptional factor
Exons: 1
Coding region: 1-2070 (689 amino acids)
Biological process (GO): transcription initiation at RNA polymerase I promoter
Cellular component (GO): nucleus
Molecular function (GO): RNA polymerase I general transcription initiation factor activity; RNA polymerase I core binding
Source: RefSeq, a predicted model, not a curated record
AUGGUCUCUGUUGCCGCCGCCUCUCUCACACCGGCUCUCGCAGCCACCCCUACCAUUCAUCGAUCCAAGAUGAUUCCAUCGUCUCCUGUAUCGAUCCUUAAGUCCUCCAAGCUAGUCAGCAACAAGCGCAAGAUGGAUGAUGCCGACUUGACCCUUUCCCCCGCCUCCGUCGCGGCGGAGGGCCUACCUGAACUCCCGGCCAAGAAGCGCGCCCGCGUCACCUUCAAUGACAAAAAUUCGAUUCGAGAAUUCUCAGUCGCCGAGAAUGCUGUUCUCGCGAGUAGUACUGGGAAGGGUGUUGCAGUGAUUCGUGAGGAAGUGCGUCGUGCCAUCCAUCGUCAUGUCACCAUGGGAGAGAGCGAGGCCUACGAUCAAAUCAAGGAGAUUUUUGUCGUUGACCCCCGCAAGGCAGACUCCACCAUGCAGUCAUGGUACCUUCCAUCUCACGAAACCAUCAAGAACCAUCUGAUGGGUCUCCUCUCUCACAUCGCUUCAUUGGACCGAAACUGCAGUGGCCUGGUUCAUGCCGUGCUCAACAGCGAAUGGCUUGGUCGGGAUGAGGCCUACAUGAAGCUAUACAUUCGAUUUCUGGGAAAUCUUGCCGCUGCACAGGGCACUUACCUUGUCCCCGUUCUCCGAAUGCUGACCGGUAAACUUGCUGGUGUCCCCCGCGGCACGGGCAGCCUGCCUGGCUACCCGCUUGUCCAGCCCACGGAGAUUUAUUCUCGAGUUCACUUGGCUCUACGCCAUAUUCUGCGACUCAUUCCCGCUGGAAGUGGAACCUUGUCACCGGUUCUAGUUCAGCAAUUUCCUCCAGACCCCGACUCCGCGAAGUGCUUCCUGGCCUACACCCGCAACCUUAUCGAAAUCAUCACCUACGCCCCUGAACUUCAAUCCGAUAUCCUCGCGCUCAUUACGGAGAGACUUGUCAAGAUUGACGUGCAGAUUCAAGUCGAUCUAGAAGACGUGGAAGAUGAGUUCGGAGAGGAUUUCCUGCUGGAAGGGCCUCCGGAUCCGGAAGAAGAGCUGGAUGAUUCCGAUUCGGAUAUUAGCGACGACGAGGGUGAGGAUGAUCGACGCUCUAGCGAAAUUAAGUCAAACAUCCACAAAGUAGACGGUAUCAUCGAUAUCCUAUUUGAAUUCUUCUCGGACUCCUUCCAAACGGCCAGUGGGGAAGAUAGAAAAAACAUAUUGGCUCUUCUUAUGAGCUACUUCCGAUCCAUCAUCCUCCCAACCUACAAGUCUCGGCACUCCCAAUUCCUCCUUUUCCAUUUCUCUCAGGCGUCGCCAGAACUCGUCGAUGUGUUUACUACGGAGUGCAUGGAGAUCAUUUCCAGCAAGACCCAGUCAAGCCUUACUCGUCAAUCCGCCGCUGCUUAUCUAGCAAGCUACGUCGCUCGUGGCGCUCAUAUUCCCGGGGCUGUUGUGCGCGACGUAUUUGACAUCUUGCUCACACAUCUGACCGCCUUGCAAGCUGAUUAUGAACCUAACUGCCGUGGACCCGAUCUUCGCCGCUUUUCUCCAUUCUACUCUACGGCUCAAGCUGUGUUCUACAUUUUCUGUUUCCGUUGGCGAGAUCUGACCACCGCCGCGGCGAACGGAGACACUGCUGAGCAGAUCGACGAACUUGAGGAUGGCCAUGUCACCUUCCCACCUAACAUUAAGGAGUGCCUGCACAAAGCCAUUUACUCCCGACUAAACCCGCUCAAGAUCUGCUCACCCAGCAUUGUGACACAAUUUGCACGCAUUGUACAGCACUUCGAGUUCCUUUGGGUCAACUCUCUUCUGGAAUCCAACAAGCGACUCCGUGUCACUGCUUUCCGAAGCAUCGCCACUCUCGCCAACGCUCAAGUGGCGCGCGAGAUCCGCGCUAGUGACCAUUUGGGCUACCAACUUGACGCAUACUUCCCCUUUGACCCAUACCAUCUGCCUCGCAGCCGACGUUGGCUUGAAGGCGAUUAUGUUGAGUGGCGUGGUAUUCCCGGCCUUGACGAUGGUGGUGAUUCAGACAGCGAAGCCGAGGACAAUGAGGGCGAAGGUGACGAUGCCACCGCAACUGACGAGGAGUGA